Messenger RNA from Caenorhabditis auriculariae, 908 nucleotides. The record is from the annotation of a GenBank genome assembly. Lineage: Eukaryota; Metazoa; Nematoda; Chromadorea; Rhabditida; Rhabditidae.
AUGCGUUCGGCAUUCCGAAAUGUGACGACGAGUAUAAGGAAACUGAUCGAGCCGAACACUCAAGCUCCUGGGCAAACAGUUUAUCUGACCCACGUGAAAUGGAUCACCGGCAAAUGUAGUCUUCCCAAUGUCUUUCUUCCGAUUAGUUUCUUUUUUCAGCACAACUCGAGCACUAUUUCAAGCGGUAUGGGCAGAUACAAAGCGUCAAUAUGUUUUAUGUGAGAAAAACUUUUAAAAUGAAGGAUAUUCAUAAACUUUUCUCCAGGAUUCGCGUACCGGUCUCCAUCGUGGAUUCGCCUCUAUUACGUUUGAAGAAAAAGAAAGCGCAAGUAAGGCUAUCGAACAGCGGCCUCACGUCAUCGACGGAGAUCGAGUUAGUUUCUUUUUUUUGAAAAAUAGAAUAUCUCGAACUCUCACCGGUGUCGAAAUGACGAAAAUCCUUUUGUUUCAAAAUUUUUAUAAAGCUUUUUGAUGCCUAAUUUGUCAAUUCGGAGUGACUUUCCCAUUUUUUUACGUCACUAAUCAAAAAUGUUUAUAAUCAUUUUUUUAAACCGAUCGACGCUCUGAGCUUUGAUGGAUUGAUUAUGGCAAAGUUGGUUAAGUUUUCGAAAACCUUUGUAGAAUUUUUUUGAUGUGAAAGACAAAAAAAUUUUUAUCUUACCAUAAAAACGUAGGGAUAGUUUAUUACUCUUUAUGUUUUCUAGAAAGACCCCAAAAAGGCCUAAACUAACGCAAAAAUGAUCCUUUAAAAACUUUAGCAAAGACUUGUGAAAAUACAAAACAAAAAUGAUCAUUUUAAUUUGAUUAACAACAAAUCUCAUAACCUUCAAUAAUCUCAUUUUUAGGUCGAUGUUGAGCCGUAUGUACCUUUGAUAUCGAAGAACAAGAAAAAAGAUGUUAUGUUGUAG